Puntigrus tetrazona (Sumatra barb) is the source of this 1451-nucleotide messenger RNA. It is a transcript of the gene dnajb12b, whose product is annotated as DnaJ heat shock protein family (Hsp40) member B12b. Lineage: Eukaryota; Metazoa; Chordata; Actinopteri; Cypriniformes; Cyprinidae. Bases 106 to 1209 code for a protein of 367 amino acids. The record is from RefSeq and is a predicted model, not a curated record. Gene Ontology annotation, molecular function: Hsp70 protein binding. Gene Ontology annotation, cellular component: endoplasmic reticulum membrane. Gene Ontology annotation, biological process: cellular response to misfolded protein. The transcript is spliced from 9 exons.
GCCUGACAGGAAGCGGUUGUUCUCAUCAGCGGACGGCGCUCGCAGCUCGAUGGUGCGCUCUCCGUGUGUUUAUUAAAUCAUCUGGCGUUUCUAAGUAGCUCAGAGAUGGAGGUGAACAGGGACGAAGCGGAGCGCUGCAUCGAGAUCGCGAUCGGAGCGCUGGAGAGCGCGCAGCCGGAGAAAGCGCGCAGGUUCCUGGAGAAAGCGCAGCGGCUGUUCCCGACGCGCAGAGCCCGGGAGCUGCUGGCGUCUCUGGAGCAGAACGGCGAGGCGUCGUCUCAGAACGGUGCUGCUGGAGCCGACGCCACGGAAGCUCGUCAGCGCAGGUCAGGGGUCAGCAGUAACGGGGCGGCACCUGUCGACUCCACUAAACCCUACACACCUGAGCAGGCCGAGGCCGUCAGAAGAAUAAAGCAGUGCAAGAACUACUACGAGACCCUCGGUGUGCAGAAAGACGCCUCCGAAGACGACCUGAAGAAAGCCUACAGGAAACUGGCGCUGAAGUUCCACCCCGAUAAGAACCACGCCCCGGGAGCCACGGAGGCGUUUAAAGCUAUAGGAAACGCGUACGCCGUCCUGUCUAACGUGGAGAAGAGACGGCAGUACGAUCAGUUCGGGGAGGAGCGCAGCGGCUCGGCCCGCUCCAGUCACGCCAACGACACGCACUUCGAGGCCGACAUCUCUCCGGAGGAUCUCUUCAACAUGUUCUUCGGAGGAGGCUUCCCUUCCAGUAAUGUUCACAUGUACAGUAACGGACGGAUGCGCUUUAAUCAGAAUCACGCGGAGAGAGGAGAGCACCGAGGGGGCGGUCUUGCUCUACUCAUGCAGCUGAUGCCCAUCCUCAUCCUCGUCAUCGUCUCAGCUCUCAGUCAGAUGAUGGUGACCAACCCUCCCUACAGUCUCAGCUUCAGACCGUCGGCGGGUCACACACACAAGCGCGUGACGGAGAACCUGGGCGUGACGUACUACGUGAACGAGCGCUUCACUCAGGAGUACAGCGGCCCGGCUCUGAAACGAGUGGAGAGCAGCGUAGAGGACGACUACAUCUCCAACCUCAGGAACAACUGCUGGAAAGAGAAACAACAGAAGGAGGGUCUGCUGUACCGUGCGAGGUAUUUCGGGGACAGUGAUCUGUAUCAGCGGGCUCAGCGGAUGGGAACCCCGAGCUGCUCUCGUCUGUCUGAGGUUCAGGCGUCUUUACACGGAUAGAUGAAUCACUGCACUACCUGGUUCCAAAAAAAACAAUCUCUCCAGUCUGGAAUAUGGAAGAACGCCAUACGGAUUGUACAUACAUUUGUUCGAAAAACAGGGCUGAGCAGUGCAGCAACUCCUGAACUUGAUUAGAAAGACUUACUGUGAGGGCUGUGUGUGUGUGUGUGUGUGUGUGUGUGUGUGUGUGUGUGUAUGUCAAUGAGGGCGUGUGUGUGUGUGUGUGUGUGUGUGUGUGUGUG